AUGAAGGCUUAUGAAUUCGUGACGAAUACUCCUAUCAAACUUGAUGAGCACCGGGACUACCUCGUUGAUGAUGUUGCUCUUGUCCGCCCCAGUCGGCCACUGUCACCUCCGCUUAAAGUGACUGAGGCGUCAAGUGAAGUGAUGAUCGAGCGAUGUGUUGUUGUGCAGCGUCAAAGCGAUGGUUACGGUUUUACGGUAACCGGUGAUCAUCCAGUAUUCGUGCACACCGUAAAGCCCGAAGGAGCUGCUUUUUGUGCUGGCGUCCGUGAAGGUGAUCGAAUCCUAAAAGUUAACGGAAUGCCAGUGACCAGCAGUAACCAUUUGGAUGUUGUACGUAUGAUUUCAGGUGGUCAAAAUGUUGUUCUCACACUUUUGGGUUCUCCACCAGAACCGCUUGGAUUCUAUCCUAUCCCUGAUUCUAAGCUUGAUACGGGAUCGAUUCACGAUCCAGUACUUAUAGAGCAAAACCCUGCGAAGGAAGACUGGAAGAGAAAGCGAAAAGAGUUACUCAAUCAAAUGCUGGAUGAAGAGCGCAGACAUGCCGAGGUAGUAAUUUUUAAGCGAUGA
This is a messenger RNA of Angiostrongylus costaricensis, 567 nucleotides long. The record is from the annotation of a GenBank genome assembly. NCBI's taxonomy places the organism in Eukaryota, Metazoa, Nematoda, Chromadorea, Rhabditida, Metastrongylidae.